AUGACGUGGAAGUGCUGGAAAAGCUGUCAACGACUGCAAUUCAGCUACAAGAAACUCUGUUUGAAAAAUUCAGACUGCGAUGUCGGCUGCAAAGCGGCCUGUCACUUUGCGGAGGAAGCGAGCAACUACGUGCCACGAGCUCCCGUCCUCGUGCAACGUGGCGAGGAGGUGCUCAUGAACGACGGCCACGAGACAAAAUGGCCGAAACCAGCGCCCGAGCUGGAGGGACCCUGGGUCUAUCUAGUUAUGCGACGCCUCAAACACCCUGGUAGUUCCUGGCGACAGAUCACUCAAACCCUGGACCGAUCCGCAAGGAUCCCGACUGGUGGGAUGGUGAGGGUGUUAGUGGUAAACCGCAGUGGUUUGGCGACCAUAUACGGACCUGCAGAGGAGAUAAAGAGACGGGAGGACAAGGGAUGGAGACUGAGGGAGGUGUCCGUGAUUCACCAGGAGGCGGUGGUGAUCGCAGAGAUCGCCUGGGAGGCGAGACAUCCGGGAGCGCUGUACCUGGUCACCUGGGAGGUGGCUGGAGGUGGACUCAGAGGAAACCUGCUCUUGUCGUCUACAUGUGUCGCCUUGUCUCUGUGGCCUGAUACUCAGUUCCAUGUACAGGUGGAACUCAUGAAUCCCAGUGCACUGGAACAACAAAAAAGUGAGGAAUUAAUCGUGGACACUCAUAAGGGAAUCGAGAACGUGAUCCUACCUCAGACUGACGAUCCGUCCCUCCUCAACGCCUUCUCCUCCUCUCCCUCAUCCUCCUCCUUAGACUUAUCCUUCUCCUCAGACUCUUCUUCCUCAUCCUCAAACUCACUCCUCCUCAGAGUCCUCAACAGUUCGAGAGCAGACAUAGAGCUGAGUGACCCUCAGCUGCAGCCGAUUACGACGCGGCAAAUGACGGCGCAGUUUGUUGCCGCUGGGUUGGCUGCCCUGUUGGCUGUGCUAAUAGUGGUUAUGGUUGUAAGGGCGUGCAGGACGAGAGGGGAAACCAAUCCUCAUUCGAAGCUCGUUGAGGACGAUUAUCUAACGGCUGACCUGUAUAAAGUUGUUUCACACAACGCAGAGACUGACAAGUCAAAGACAAGCGUACCAACAUUCACGGCCAACCCUCUAAUCACGUGACAUGCACUGGGCCAGCCUAGCUUCCUAGUACCCAGCCUCAUGUACAACGUGACUGUUUAAGUUGGAUUUCAAGACUGCAUCAUUGAUAAUAUUGUGUAUAAACUCAAUUAAACAUUAUUUAUAAACUAUGACUAUGUUCCUAAGCACUACUAUAUUAUAAUGUAUUGUACUCUUAUUAUGAUUAUUAUUGUAAAUAUUUAGUCUACAUCUCAGUGUAUUUGAAAACUGUUAGAAAUACAGCAAGAAGAUUCUAGAAUAAUUUGAUGAACUAGACUCAUUCCAGUAAAAAUAAUAUUCUUAUGAGUAUACAUGGGAAAUAAACAACUUAAGAUUUUCUAAAUCGAAUGUAUUUUAUGAUAAUAAUAAUAUAAUAUCGAACAUGAGAGACCUGGCUGGCUCAGGUCUGGUGUUAGAGCUUUCAGGUCACACCUGAGUAAUUUCAGGCACUUUUUUGCUAUCAAAAGAAUUUCAGUCUUCUGACAUGACUUAUAUAUUCAUUUAUUGUAAUUAGGGUGAUCACGAUUUAUUGUAAGAUCCCUGGAUUCAAAUCUAUCUAUGCUGAACUGGAUUAGAAUUAUAUUAUAAAGUUGAUAACAAAAUAUUUUGAUUCAUUAUAAAUAUGGGUGAAUUUCUUUAAUAUUACAAAGAAAAAUUCAAGUCCAAUAAAUGGUCUAGUGUCUAGUAAAUUCAAAUAUAAAAUGAAUAAAUCUUGUAUGAUAUGAUUAUGAUUAUUUACUUGCAUAGAUUUUAUAAGAUUGUGGAUCUCAGCAUUUAUGAAUGUGUAAAUUAUGGUCUGGAAAAUUACAUAAACUUUGAUAGAAUUAUAAUGACUAGGCAAUCAAUUUAAUUUGGUUGUAUACUGAAUAUCGAGAAGAGACAGUUGGAUUAAUUUAAUAUACUAUCUAUUGAUGUGUCCAGAUUGUUUUGUAAGACAUUACCAAUAUAACAAUAUAUUACAAUAUAGACAUUACCAAAGGUAUUCAAUAUCCUUGUCAGAUCAAUUGAUAAGUUUCAUGAGUGAUUACUGAAUCUCUGCAUGAAUCCUAUGGUUUUCCAUCAAUGUUUUUCAAAUAAUUUCAGUAUUCCAAGUGUACAGUUUCCGAAUAUUUUCGCGUGAUUAUUUGAAAAUCCUCAACAGGAUUGUCACUUCAAUAAUUCAAUAUAGGUACUCAUAAUUAUUUCUGCUGCUGUUCAUAUUCAUAUUCCUUAUAGAAUAUGUUCUUGUCACAUUCUAUAAUCCUUAAACUAAUCUUGAUCUAAAUUCAUUUGAAAUGAGAAUCAUGAUAUUUUCAAUUAUCUUUUGGACAACAUUAACAUUUUAUCAAAAUUUUUGGAGAGAAGUAGUACAGGCUCAGCCUAGUUUUUCCUCCAAUGUCAUAAUUGUAUUAUGAUUAUAGUAUUUUAUACAAUAAUUAAUUAUUAAAAUUGAAUUCACGAACAUCAGCUUAUGUACAAAAAUGUAAUUUCAUUCCUGUGAACUCAGAGUUAUGCUUGAAAAUCAUGUUUUGGAAAAGUUGUGAAAAAUUAUAUUGGGAAACAUGACUUACAUCCCUCCUACUACCUCACUAUUAUUAUAUAAGCCACAAAAAUUUGUUGAAAACUCAACCAAUACCUUCAAACAGUGUAUAGUAUAACACUGAAUACUAAAUUAGUAUUAUCUACUAAUAAAAAACAUAGAAUUAUCUAAUCAGAUAAUAACAGGUUGUGUACUGGUAUAGAACUAUUGAGCAAUGUGGACCAUUAUCCAAAUGGAAGUCAAAAUAUGUGUAUCAUAAUCUUCAAUAUCCAUGCUCUAACUUGCUCCAUUCCUAGUUUAGGUUUGUAGAUAAUUGUAAAAUAUUGUAAGGAUGAAUGAGUAAAUUUCGAGAAUUAUGUUAAAUUAUUAAUUCUAGUCUAUGUUUCUUGUAAUAUUAUUGUAUCACUGUGAUAUUGAUUUGAUUUUUAAGCUUGUCUAUCGCAAGGAUGAACUUUGUAAUAAAAACCUACAUAAUCAA
Messenger RNA from Nilaparvata lugens (brown planthopper), 3113 nucleotides. RefSeq lists its product as uncharacterized. NCBI's taxonomy places the organism in Eukaryota, Metazoa, Arthropoda, Insecta, Hemiptera, Delphacidae. The transcript is spliced from 5 exons. The coding region runs from base 1 to 1119 and encodes 372 amino acids. The record is from RefSeq and is a predicted model, not a curated record.